Messenger RNA from Ziziphus jujuba (common jujube), 2919 nucleotides. RefSeq names its product probable protein S-acyltransferase 22. Gene Ontology annotation, molecular function: protein-cysteine S-palmitoyltransferase activity. Gene Ontology annotation, cellular component: Golgi apparatus; endoplasmic reticulum. Gene Ontology annotation, biological process: protein targeting to membrane; peptidyl-L-cysteine S-palmitoylation. Bases 694 to 2574 code for a protein of 626 amino acids. The transcript is spliced from 9 exons. Lineage: Eukaryota; Viridiplantae; Streptophyta; Magnoliopsida; Rosales; Rhamnaceae. The record is from RefSeq and is a predicted model, not a curated record.
AAAAUCACAAAAAGGAUAACCAAACAACUGUCUGUUGCACUGACCUGUGACACAUGAUUUGCCCAGGGAAAAAGGUAACGCUAGAAACAAGAAAAAAGUGAAAGGUGGGUUGCGAGGUAAUUAUAGGCAUGAAAAGAAAAACCAGGCCUGUACUCUCUCUCUAGCUCUCUCUCUUUCUUAGCUCUCUCUCUUUCUCUCUCUCUCUCUCUCUCUCUUACAUAUUUUCUCUCUUACAGUCAUAGAUCUUUGCCCAAGUAAAAAAGCUUUGCCCCCAGAAAAACAAGAGAAAACCAAAAACCAGCCAGCCCUGUUUGUUUUCUCAUCUUGCUUGACCUGGGGCCAUAAUUGAGUGACACCAGACAAAGCUUUCUUUCUUUGUCCAUUCUUCCCCAUACCAGUGAUAUCUCUCCCUUCCAGCUCUUUUUCCUAUCCUCCCACAAUUCCUUUCUCUCUGACUAGACACCCUCUUAGUAAUGCAAGAUGCAAGCUUUGUGUGGUUGGUUCCUCAGUGAAUCAGCCAUUUUCAUGUUUUCCGGAAAAUGAGGGAAAGUGGAAAGAAGAUAUAAAGGAGACAUUGAAGAAACAAAGAUAGACCCAAGUCUUCAUUUUUAAUUUUCUUGCCCCCCACCGCUCAUUUUUUUUUUGGUUACCUUCUAUUUUUUCUCUAAACUCUGCAGGCAUUAAGACUAGAAAAUGAGGAAGCAUGGAUGGCAACUCCCUUACCACCCUCUCCAGGUGGUGGCUGUUGCUGUAUUUCUGGCAUUGGGUUUUGCCUUCUACGUGUUCUUUGCUCCUUUUGUCGGGAAGAAGAUUUUUCAGUAUAUUGUGAUGGGUCUCUACACUCCACUUAUUACAUGCGUCUUCAGCCUAUAUGUUUGGUGUGCGGCAGCUGAUCCUGCAGAUCCAGGAGUUUUCAAGUCAAAGAAGUAUCUUAACAUUCCAGACUGUGAAAAGCAUUCUAGACAUAAGGAUUCUAAACUGGGUGGGGAAUCAACUUCAUCGUUACAUGAUGCUAAUGCUACAACACUUGGCGGGAAACCUCUGUUUAAGGAUGAACCGGGCAAAGAUGCAACUUCUAAAAACUCAACUACAGAUAUUGAGAUGAAAAAUACAUCAUCAGAACGUUCAUCUUGUCUCUGGCUGAUUUGCUCUCCAUGUGCAUAUAUGUGCAAUUGUUCUAGUUCAAGUGAGGAAUCCUCUACACAACAAUUGAGUGAAGAAGGAAUGUUCUAUUGCAGUUUGUGUGAAGUUGAGGUCUUCAAGUACAGUAAACACUGCAGAGUUUGUGACAAAUGUGUUGACCGCUUUGAUCAUCACUGCAGGUGGCUUAACAACUGUAUCGGAAAAAAGAACUAUAGACAGUUUUUCACCCUCAUGGUUACUGCUCUCCUAUUGCUUAUUCUACAAUGGUCAACUGGGAUUCUUGUGCUUAUCUGCUGUUUUGUUGAGAGGAAGCAGUUCGCUGUAGAUAUAUCUGCGAAGUUGGGAAGCAGUUUCUCUUUAGUGCCAUUCGUUAUUGUUGUGGUGUUAUGCACAUUUUUGGCAAUGAUUGCGACCCUACCACUUGCACAGCUUUUCUUCUUUCACAUCCUCCUUAUCAAGAAGGGAAUCAGCACAUAUGACUAUAUCAUAGCUUUGAGGGAGCAGGAACAAGAGCAACAAGGAGUUGGAGGUCAGCACAGUCCCCAAAUGUCUCCUGCGAGCUCACUUACUGGAUUAAGCAGUGCAAGCUCAUUUACUACUUUCCACCGGGGUGCUUGGUGCACGCCCCCACGGCUGUUUCUAGAAGAUCAGUUUGAUGUUGUACCGCCAGAGACUGGAUCUGUUAGUUCAUUAGGCAAAAAGAUGGGGGGAGAUGAACCAAUUAAGAAGAAGAAUCUGGGAGCAGUGAAGAUUAGUCCAUGGACUCUUGCAAGAUUGAAUGCAGAAGAGGUCUCAAAGGCUGCUGCUGAAGCAAGAAAAAGGUCCAAAAUCCUGCAGCCUGUGGUGAGACGUGAUGCUUCUUUUGGGCUAGAAACUGACAGUAGCUUUGGCAGCAGUGGCCGCAGAAUGGUUUUUAGGCCAGAGAAUAAUAGAAGGCGAGCUAAUAAGCGGGUGCGCCUUCCUGCUGAGCUGCCAAUGGAGCCGCUUACAAAGACUUCAGCUAAAGCUGUUGACAAAGGUUUCACUGAGACAUCAACUAGUUUGGCGCCUCUUCAGCUUGAAGCAAGGAGUGCUUUCCAAACAAGCCGAGCUAUGUCAAGCUCCACAGGGAUUGUUGCUUCUUCUCCUGAGAGCAGUUUAGACUCUCCAGACAUCCACCCUUUCCGGGUGUCCUCAUCGGGUCCUGAAGAGGCCAGGCGGCUCACAGGUCUAUCUGCAACUGGUAUAGCUGCUCAAAGCGGAAUCCCACUGUCAAGGUCAACUAGUGAUGGAUAUGAAGCCUCUGGUGGAGAAGACAGUGAUAGGGUUCCUUCUAGGAUCGUACAAAGAUCGACGAACUGGAGUAACAUUCUCUUUGGCUCUGAUCAUGACGAUAGGAUGGUGAACCUGAAAGCAUCAUCUUCUAGCCAGACUAACAAUAGAAAGUUAUGAUCAAAAAAUUGUGAUUCAUGAAAGUUUUAGGUCUUGCAAUUCUAUCAAGGGAAAAUAGUUCAAAAUUCUUUCAUUUGUGAUCCAAGGUGAUUGGGUUGUGGGUUUUCGAAAACUCAGGCUUCAAUGGGUAAGACAGACAGUGGCUGUAUAGAAUUUUAGAAUUGGAAAUUUUAACUGAGAUGCAAUGCACAUACUUUGUAUUUUUGCUUAGACUUCUUUUGCGGCCUCUGGUGUGUUCACAAGACUUGACAAGAUGAGCAAGUUUGCCGCUGUACUGCUAAAAGUUGUCCUCCUGGUGGACCCUGGAGGGUUUUGUUGAAAAUGGUUUCUUCAUUUUUGUCUGUC